Daktulosphaira vitifoliae (grape phylloxera) is the source of this 5987-nucleotide messenger RNA. Its product is annotated as inverted formin-2-like. Gene Ontology annotation, molecular function: actin binding. The record is from RefSeq and is a predicted model, not a curated record. Bases 280 to 5244 code for a protein of 1654 amino acids. NCBI's taxonomy places the organism in Eukaryota, Metazoa, Arthropoda, Insecta, Hemiptera, Phylloxeridae. The transcript is spliced from 24 exons. Gene Ontology annotation, biological process: cellular component organization.
GGCGCCUUGUCACGGUAGUUUGUUUCUUAUGCCGCUCCGAUUAACACGUUCCCGUCAUGGAUCAACUCGUUUACCGCAUGUGUUUUUUAAAUCCUUAGAAUAUGCUUUGGUGUAUUUUAUUAUUCUGUUGUUAGUGCGAAAAUAAAGUGUCUUUUAAUUUUAAAGUCAAGUAUAAAUAGGUAAUUGCUUGAUUCACUCAGACUCAAUACACGAACGUGACGAUAACAAAAGUGUGUUUUCUGAAGGAAUGGCUACUCGGCUGACUAUAAAAAUCUAGACAUGGAGUCUAGAAUAGGACUUGAUUACAUCGUCGAAAACCCCGAGUACACAGCAAAGUUAGCAAUAGCUUUAGACACCAAUAAUGUCACUGUAAAAAAGCAAGUAUUGGAAUUACUCUCUGCACUAUGUGUGUACAAUAUAGAAGGUCAUGCCAGAGCACUUGAUACCCUUCAGCACUUUAAGGAGCAGAAAAAUGAAAGGUACAAGUUACAAUUUGUUGUUCGCGAAUUACAAUGGGCGCUGGCCAAAGGCAAAGAGACGACAGACUAUCAAACCGCUAUAGUGGCCUUUAUUAAUUGUAUCAUUAUAUCAACCCCGCAACUUCGAAAUAGAAUAAGGAUUCGUAACGAAUUCAUCGGUCUUAAACUGCUGCCGAUACUGACCGAACUAAGGAAAGAAGCUGUACAUAACGCAGAUCUAGGAGUACAACUUGACGUAUUUGAUGAACAACGAGAAAACGACGAAUCGCAAAUUCUUGAUGUACCUUUUCGUGGUGUUGACAUCAAUUCUCACGUGGAUUUAUUUUAUGCCAUUUUAAGACAGAUAGCAGAUACGCCACAAGAAAUACCAUUUUUGAGUAUUUUACAACAUCUAUUAAGAAUUGAUCCUCGAGAAGCUGUCAGUGAUAUAAUUUGGGAUACGGCGGAGACAUUAGUACAUCGCUCGACAUUGCUGGAAAAUAGACAAGACGCCUCUCGGUUAUUGCGCACUCCUAGUGUUUUAGGUCAAAGUCAACCUAGGGAUGUUGGUUUGCGAGUAUGCUGUUGUGGCCGUAAGCAAUCGUUAGGACAAUCUAAUGUGACAUCACCAUUAUCUGUCACUUCAUCUACUCCACCAAUUCCACCACCUCCACCUCUUCAAUCUGGAAAUCUUCCUCCACCUCCACCUCCUCCACCUCCGUUGAUGGGCGUACCAUCACCUCCGGCACCACCUCCAUUCUUCCCCCAAAAUCAACACACAAAUUCAAGUGAACUUGAAUCUCAACAAUCAAUUAAACGGUCACUUGAAAUGGGGAAUAAUGGGUCUUCUAACAUCGUAGAUGCACCGCCUCCUCCACCUCCGGAGUCUAAAAUUGCAAAACUAUUACCUCAACAGGAAACACCAACACCUAAAACCAAAAUGAAAACUAUUAAUUGGAAUAAAAUACCUGAUAAUAAGGUUGUUGGACGUCAUAAUAUUUGGUCACUUGUAGCUAGAAGCCAUCAAAAUUCACCUAUGCCUGAUCUUGAUUGGUCAGAAAUGGAAGGUUUGUUUUGUCAACAAACUCCAGUUGCUCCGUCAAACCAAAGUGGCUAUUUGAAUUUCAGGACCGGACAAGAUAAUGGCGAUUGUGAUAAAAAACGAAAAGAACCGACUGAGAUAGUAUUAUUGGAUGGAAAAAGAAGUCUGAAUGUUAAUAUAUUCUUAAAGCAAUUCCGAAGUUCGAAUGAAGAUAUUGUACAAUUAAUUCGAGAUGGUGAACAUGACGAUAUAGGAGCAGAAAAACUUCGUGGUUUAUUAAAAAUUCUGCCAGAAUUAGAUGAGUUAGAGAUGCUCAGAGCAUUUGAUGGAGACAAGACUAAAUUAGGUAACGCUGAAAAAUUCCUACUGCAACUUAUUGACAUUUCCAAUUACAAAUUACGGAUUGAAAGUAUGUUAUUAAAAGAAGAAUUCGCUUCAAAUAUGAGUUACCUCGAACCAAGUAUAAAUUCAAUGAUUGUUGCCGGAGAAGAUUUGAUGACGAAUAAACGCUUCCAAGAAGUCUUAUACAUGGUCUUAUGUGCUGGAAAUUUUUUGAAUUUUGGAGGAUAUGCUGGAAAGGCUGCAGGAGUUAAGUUGAGUUCAUUGCAAAAACUUACAGACAUAAGAGCCAACAAACCGGGAAUGAACCUCAUACAUUAUGUCGCUUUACAAGCUGAAAAAAACCGAAAAGACUUACUCAAGUUUCCAAAUGAGAUGUCUGUAUUAGAAGAAGCUACAAAGACAACUGUAGAACAGCUACAAAAUGAAAUAAUUGCGUUAGAUUCAAGGUUUAAAGUUGUACGAAAACAAAUUGAACUUCCUAACACAGAGCAAGAUAUUAAAAAUCAGAUGAUUGAUUUUCUUAAGAUAGCCGAAAAUCAAGUUGGAAGUUUGCAAAACGACAUCGCUGAAUUAGAAUCAAUGAGAAAAACGUUGGCAGAUUUCUUUUGUGAAGAUGUAAAUGCGUUUAAACUUGAAGAAUGUUUUAGGAUAGUUCAUAGUUUCUGUCUGAAAUUCAAAUUAGCUGUAGCAGAAAAUGAACGAAGAAAAGCACAAGAAGAACAAGCUUUGGCUAGACGCCGCCAAAGAGAAGAGCAAUUAUCUGUUAAAAAACGAUUCUUAACAAAUGACCAACAAAUUAAUGGAUCGGAAACUGAAAGUAACAUUGUUGAUUCAAUUUUAUAUGAUAUUCGAUCUGGAUUUACACAUAAAAAAAGUUUUGACAAAGGUAAAAGGCCACACAAUCCAAAUACAGAAGAGGAUAAUGUAUCGAUGACAGGUUCACCGGCAGUUGUUAGAAGAAGAUUAGGAACCAUUGAUAACAGUAACAAAGAAGAUCAAAAUUUAUCACCUGAUGUAACUCCUAAUGGAAGUUUACGCCGUAGAAGAAGUCGUGUACCAUCAGAAGAUGACGAAGUUACGUUAAUGGAUUUCUUAAGAACAUCAAAUCAAGAUACCCCUCCUAUAUCUAAUACACACAGAAAAUCUUGGGGGAGCUUAGAUCGAUCUUGGGCACGAAGAAUUCGAGGAAGUGGUAAAAAAAGACCAGACUUAUUAAGUGCUGAUUUCGGUGCUGAUAGAGAACGUGCAAAUUCGCCAUCACCAUUAGUAGAAACUAAAUCAAUUACAUCUACUACAGCUUCAACUCCUGAAGAAGAAACGAAACCAAAAGCAUGGAGGCAAAAAAUCGAAGCUUGGCUACAUGAAAAUGAGAAGGAAGAAAAAGAUUCUGAUGAAUUACGACGAAAAGCUCAGCGUGUGCAAAGUAACAGAAGAUCAUUAGAAAAUGAUUCAGAAAGUGAUGGUCGUAGUAGUAUAUUAGAUACAUUACCUGAAGGUAAAUUAGCGAAUUCAAAGAAUGAUGGAUAUAAGCGAGUAUACUCAGAUUGGCGUCCAACUAUUGAAAAAACAGACGUUGUAGGCGUUAUGGAAGCGAUUGCUGGAGCUCAAUUGCCGAUGAAAGAUAAAUCACAAUGGCGAAAAUCUAAUCUAAAUGUACCCAACACCUCAGAAGAAAUUGAUCAUUUAAAUUCUAAAAGAAACAAAAAUCCGGUCACUUUAUCUAAUUUUGAAAAUCAUAGCAAGCCCUUACAUGCUAUUAAAGAAGAAGAUAAACGAAAAGGUUUCAUUGAACAGUUAGGACAAAAUAUGAAUAGCCCAGAACGAUUAACAGUUUAUAUUCGUGGAUCAGAUCAAACAGAUUUAAAAGGAAAUCAAAGAAAACCAUUACAUAGCCCAGAUUCUUUAGAGGAUAAGUUAUUGCCACCUUUUUCUCCUCGUCGUAAAAUAUCAGACUCUGUUGGAACUGUAGAAAUAUCUGAUAGAGCUGAUAUAGAUUCGGAUAAUAUUGAAACACCACCUACCUCUCGUCGACAAAUUGCUAAACUACAAAAUAUUCCUCCAAUUUCUAAACCAGGCGAAGAGGAAACACUUGGUGAUGGACAAUUUGAUAGAUUUUCUGCUGCAAGACGUACUCGUAGAUACAGAAAGUCAGCUGAAGAUGAUUCAUUAAGUCGUAAAUUUGAUGAAUUUGAAUCUCCUAGACCUCUUAAUGAAAGCGAUAAUAAUGUUCGGCAGACCCCGUGGAAAGAUAAGUUAGCAUAUAAAGCUAGUAAUAACAUUGAUGAUGCCAAAGAAUUUUCUCGGACUAGAAUGUAUUCAUCUAUGCCUAGAACUGCAAGAAAUCAUAGCGUUGUAGAUCACGGUGAUAUCAUGAAAGCUGUUAAAAUAUACGGUCAACAGUCAACGGACAAAAAUAUUGUAGAACUACCACGAAUAUCAGGAAGGGUAACAAAGAUAAAUAUAUUGGAUAAUGGAGAGUCUAGAAUUGAUAUGAAAAAUAGCGAAUUCAUUCCAGAGAUUCGCGUACAAGCAUUAACUCCUCCCAUAAAAACUGCAAUAAGAACAGAACAUGAUCUAAAUGAUGAAGGUUUUGAAGAAUCAGUUAGUUUAAUGUCAGCUGAAUCAUUAAGUGCGGAAGCUUCAUCUGGUAAUUUUGAAUCUGAAAAAUCGAUACCUCCAAAAACUAUCACUAGAGCAGAUAGCAGCGAGAGUAAUGAUACUAAUAGUAGUAGUGGACUACCUGCUACACCAAAUUUAAGAAAAACGAAUUCUUUGAGAACAUCAACCAAACCUAUAGUUGCGAUAAAAACUUCAGAAACUCCAAAACGAACAAGUAGUUUUAGAACACCUAUGGUAAUGCAACGACCGUUAGUUAUGAAAAGAACACCGUCUUCUUCGUUAGCUAGACCUUUGGUAAAAUCAUCUUCAAUAUCUAGUAGACCUGGUUUAACUAGAACAGAAAGUGAACCCAAAUCUGUUGAAAGGUCAAGUUCUAAGAGUAGCUUACGUAGUUCUAGAAGUUCUUUAAAUAGUAUUAAUUCUGCCAGUACAGUGAAAAAAAUUCCAGGAAUAUCAACGUACACCAAAGCAAUUAAUGAUUUAACUACAGAUUUAAAGGCUAAAAAACCACUAAGUGCUUUACAACCUUAUAAUAGUAAUAAUAGUCGGAACCCUAUUGCAAGCAGAAGCAAUAGUGGUAGUAUUGCAAUCGCUGUUAAUAAACCAAAGCCUAAAACUUUUCAAAGUAAUAGCUUUAAAGAAAAUCAAAGUAGAGGUACAAAUUUUUCAACCACGGCCAGUUCUAAAACAUUAGGAUUCAUGAGACCUACAGCAUCAAGUACAGCAAAAGAUUUAGUCGAUGGUGUUAAACCAAAACCUCUAGUCAAAAAAACCUUCAAAUAAUGAAUAGAGUUUAUAAAAGUAAUAAAUAAAUCUAUUGACAAAUUAUCAAAAAUAUUUAAGACUUUUUAAUAUUCAUAAGAAAUGUUUCAUAAUAUUUAUUAUACAAAUUAUGAUUAGGUAUAUAAUAAUUUUUAUUAAAAAAACAUUUUAGAAAUUAAAUCAAAAAUCAUUCGGUCUCUUAUUUAAAAUUUGAUUCUAUAACAAAAAAGGCUUAAUUAUUAGUCUCAUUAUCAAACAAUAAAAAUAAUAUUACCGACACAAAAAAAAAAUAGAUUACUUUUGAUCAUCCGUUACCAAUAAAUUUCAGUAGAUUUACUGUCAUAAUUUUUCAUUUAAAAUCUAAAAUAUCAUUAACUGUACUAUAAAUAUUUAAGUAAAUAUAGUUUUUAUAAUUUAUUAUUAUAGUAUGAAUCCUUAUCAAAUUAAUUUUUAUAUUAGUAAUAAUCAUGCAUAAUGUAAAUUUUAUUUACACGUUAUGAUAUUUAGUAUCUAGUCAGAACACAUUGAAACGACAUCAAAAUAAAGAUGCCUAUUGUAUUUUAGAAUUAAAGGCUAUAUAAGUAGUUCCAACAAUUUAUGAGCUGUAUUUGAAACUUUUUUUAUCACAUCCUAAUAAUAUUGUUAAUUUUUUGUAUUGUAUUAUAUGAACUGUUAGAUAUUUUUAUUCAAUUAUGUGACUUAUUAAAAGAAUUAUAAGACAAUACUAAUUAGAUAAUUUAUACAUUUUAUACUAACAUUUGUUU